AUGAAGGCCGCAAGCUCUCUCUGCCUGGGAUUGGUUUUCCUUCUACAGCUGAGUACGGCUCAAGCAAGUUCAGCUGAAACUUCCUCUGGUACGUUCUUUGGAACACAAAAUUAUCCUACGCAACUCGGUUCUUCCAGUGCACGCGAGCAGGCGCCUGUUCUAAUCUCGACUUUCCAGCCGACCACAGAUCGCUUGAACACGCGCAUGGUUUUCACGCAAGUUCUCAACGAUGCAUACAAUGGAGGCACAGAUGGAAUACACAAAGCAACUUUGUUCUCACAAGAGCUCAGCAACAGCGUAGAAUACACUGCUGAGGCGAUGGAGAAGUUUGUGGACAUGGUUCAACCAGUUCAAGGAGUUGCUUCCAUCUGUUACCCAACAACGGCGACAGAAAUACCGGAGAAAUGCAGUAAAGCGUAUGAGUAUGGCGAUACUGUCUACAUUCCUAUUACCCGCUCCAGCGUCGCCCCAACCACAAAUGAGGCGUACUCGGGCGGCUUGUGGAGGGAACCCAGCGAAAAACUCGACAAGGAAUGGUACGAGGCGAUACGCCUUCUGAAGAAACAGGUUCCCAAGCUCAAGACCUUUGCACUGUACACUGGUCCUCCUGACGACAAGCUUCUUCAUUACCUACUAGGCGAACACAGGCUGAUUUUUGAUGGCCUCUUGAUCGACUGGGAAUUUGGUCGCGGAGCAUGUUGGUCAGAGGUGCAGAAAUCACCGCCCAAUAACAACUGGAUGUGGUUCGUAAAAAGCAAAACAAGAUACAUGAUGGCCAAUCAGGAUCCCUCAAGCUGUGUCAACGCUGAUGGAAGCCGGGCCGACAAGGACGUGUUUCUUAAUGCUGGAGACCGCAGUAAGCAGUUCUUUCUCGUACCAGCGGCUGCCCUUCCGAGAAAGGCACCAGCAGCCUUUUUCGUGGGGGUCAGAAACCCCGACGCACUUUUUAGCGUGGUUAGAAGUGACAGACAAAAAAUGCAGUAUCAUUUAUCAACAAAUAUUUGUAUAGAAUUAAAUUCUGUGUGUGACCUUCAAGCUCUCUUCAAACAUUUCCACCGACGAUUUGAUGGACCUCACGUGUAUUUCGACUGUGAAAAAAGUUAG
Molecule: messenger RNA, 1104 nt
Organism: Toxoplasma gondii ME49
Lineage: Eukaryota; Apicomplexa; Conoidasida; Eucoccidiorida; Sarcocystidae
Exons: 3
Coding region: 1-1104 (367 amino acids)
Source: RefSeq, a predicted model, not a curated record